Esox lucius (northern pike) is the source of this 11560-nucleotide messenger RNA. RefSeq names its product adhesion G protein-coupled receptor L1a (gene adgrl1a). NCBI's taxonomy places the organism in Eukaryota, Metazoa, Chordata, Actinopteri, Esociformes, Esocidae. Gene Ontology annotation, molecular function: carbohydrate binding; G protein-coupled receptor activity; latrotoxin receptor activity. Gene Ontology annotation, cellular component: presynaptic membrane; postsynaptic density; axon. Bases 1117 to 5697 code for a protein of 1526 amino acids. Gene Ontology annotation, biological process: cell surface receptor signaling pathway; heterophilic cell-cell adhesion; adenylate cyclase-activating G protein-coupled receptor signaling pathway. The transcript is spliced from 25 exons. The record is from RefSeq and is a predicted model, not a curated record.
AGAGAAGUGGCGGAUGUGUGCCAGAUCUGGCCCAAAUAUUUUUGGAUGUCAGGGUAGGCCCUAUACUCGUUAUUUUCUCGCCGCAUGAGAGCUUUUCAAUUGAACAAAAUCCAACGUCCACCUUUUAAUCAAUAAUAUUAGGCAUAUCUGAGGAACUUGACCUCAGCUGCGGGAGACCAUCAAUCUAUGAUUACGCACAAUUAUUUGGAAUAUUUACUUCAUUCAGAUGUGCGAGAAUAUGCGACUUGAGUGCUUUGGAGUCCUAUGUAGGCUAUCUGCGAGAGAGACGUUUCCACAUUACUGACGGAGAAAGGGAAGGAACGACUGAUCUUUUUCCACGCGUAAGGACAUGAGUCGGGAUAGAGACCUUUGAUCAGAUACAGUGUUUUCUUCACAGACUUGCGAUAUCUGCAUUAAGAGUCGACAUGGAAUGGAAUUUCUUAACCUCCUGCAUUAAAACCGCGUCGGUAUUUCAACACAAUCUCUCUAGCCAUAAAAACCGCCAAUAUUUAGCAUGACCUCACAAAAGAAGUUUCUCAAUUUCAAAUAGCUUACUACCAUUUCAAAAGGACUGCGCAGCACGAAUUCGAGUAGCCUAGCCUGUAUGUUAUUGUGGUUAACGUGGUAGAGACGUUGCUUAUCAUGGAAAACUGGGUGAGUCGUUACGCGCCUCAACGAAACAUUGUCUUAAAAUGAGGCGAGGUCGCGUCUCUGUUAUUUAUUUUUGAUGCAUAUCUUUUUAAUUCCACGAGAAUAGACCUAAGAUAUCAGCGAUACUUCGCCACUGUUUUUUGUCAUUUUUAACCGGGAGGAUUUUCCCAAUUUUAUUUGCAGUGGUUGUCUCGAAGAUAGCAGGUUAUUAAUUUUUAAUCUUUAUGCAUCCGCACGAAGAAGGAACAAGAAAGGAGAAACGACGGAUAACCAGAGGGGAGGAAUGAGACUGAGUGAAAAGAGAGACAAGGAAGAAUGAAUGAGAUAGACUGAGCAACGAAGGAAGGAGAGUAAUCAAGGAUCACCCUCGUAGAGAGGGUGUGAGUGGAGGGGCUCUCUCCACACACCUGUGCCUGCUGACCACGCCCAGAUCCCCACGGCCCGCCCCUGACCCCACCCUCCAACAUGGCACUGUCUGUCUGGCUGCUGUGUACUUGUGCUGUCACCUCCCUGCUCAUCGCCCCCUCAGCUCAAGCUCUGAGUCGGUCAGCGAUGCCCUUCGGCCUGAUGCGUAGAGAGCUGGCGUGCGAGGGCUACCCCAUCGAGCUGCGCUGCCCUGGCAGUGAUGUCAUCAUGAUCGAGACGGCCAACUACGGCCGGACCGACGACAAGAUCUGCGACGCCGACCCCUUCCAGAUGGAGAACGUCCAGUGCUACCUGCCCGACGCCUUCAAGAUCAUGUCGCAGAGGUGUAAUAAUCGGACACAGUGUGUGGUGGUGGCUGGGUCCGACGUGUUCCCAGACCCGUGUCCCGGGACCUACAAGUACCUGGAGAUCCAGUAUGAGUGUGUCCCCUACAUCUUUGUGUGUCCGGGCACACUGCUCCGGGUUCAGGCUGCCAGCUCGCUGCAGGAGGCGGAGCAUCAGUCGGGGGCGUGGUGUAAGGACCCCCUGCAGUCGGGGGACCGGCUCUAUGUCAUGCCCUGGACGCCCUACCGCACGGACAUGCUGUAUGAGUACGCCUCCUGGGACGACUUCAGACAGAGCCGCGCCACAACCACCUACAAAUUGCCUAACCGCGUUGACGGCACCGGCUUUGUGGUGUACGACGGUGCCGUGUUCUACAACAAAGAGCGCACGCGCAACAUCGUCAAGUACGACCUGCGCACGCGCAUCAAGAGCGGCGAGGCGAUUAUCGCCAAUGCCAACUACCACGACACGUCACCCUACCGCUGGGGGGGGAAGAGCGAUAUCGACCUGGCGGUGGACGAAAACGGCCUGUGGGUCAUCUACGCCACCGAGUCUAAUAACGGACGACUGGUGGUCAGCCAGGUGAACCCGUACACGCUGCGCUUCGAGGGCACCUGGGAGACCAGCUUCGACAAGCGGCUGGCGUCCAACGCCUUCGUGGCGUGUGGCGUGCUGUACGCCGUGCGGAGCGUCUACCAGGACGACGACAGCGAGGCCGGCGGGGACCUGAUCCUGUACGCCUACAACACUAACCGUGCCCGCGAAGAGCCCGUCCACAUCCCCUUCCCCAACCCCUACCAGUAUGUCUCCUCCGUGGACUACAAUCCCAGAGACAACCAGCUCUACGUCUGGAACAACUAUAAUGUCCUGAGAUACCCGCUGGAGUUUGGUCCACCGAACCCCACCACUGGCCCCGUGACCACCACUCAGGUAAUCAGCACCACUCCAGUCCGACCCUUCACAUCCAGUUCCAGCCCUGCCACAACCCGCCCCCUGGCACCGACCUCUCGCCCCAUUGGUUCUAUCAACAAGGGCCCAGACUUGCGGCCAAUCACAGCCACAGUACCAGUCACCAGGCGUCCACCGCGCCCUCCCGCUCAGGGCCCGGAGUCCCAAGUGUGUGAAGGCCGAGUGGCCAGAGGGGUACAAUGGCCCUCCACCCAGAGAGGGGAGACUGUGGAUCGGCCCUGCCCUAAGGGAUCCUUAGGCAUUGCCUCCUUCCAGUGCUUGGUGGCCCCAGUCAUGUGGAACCCUCGGGGGCCUGACCUCAGUAACUGCACCUCUCCCUGGGUCAACCAGGUUGCCCAGAAGAUAAAGAGCGGUGAGAACGCUGCCAACAUAGCCGGGGAGUUAGUGAACCACACGCGGGGGCGGAUCCACGCUGGUGACGUCAGCUCGUCGGUGCGUCUGAUGGAACAGCUGCUGGACAUAUUGGAUGCUCAGCUUCAGGCCCUACGGCCAGGCAACAAAGAGUCAGCCGCACGCAACUACAACAAGCUACAGAAGAGGGAACGGACGUGCCGGGCUUACAUCCAGGCCGUAGUGCAAACAGUGGACAACCUGCUCCGGACGGAGGCUCUGGAGUCAUGGCAGGACAUGAACACCACGGAGCAGGCCCACACCGCCACCAUGCUACUGGAUGUCUUAGAGAAAGGAGCCUUCCUACUGGCCAACAACAUGUACGGCCUCCGCUUCACUGACCGGGCUCCCAACAUCGACCUGGAGGUGCACGUGUUGAACACAGAGAUGGACCUGCAAGACCUGUCCUUUCCCCAGAAUUAUGUGAGCGACAGCACCAUCAAGCUCUCCGCCUCCACCAUCAAACAGUACAGCCGCAACGGUCAAGUCAAAGUAGUGUUUGUGCUUUAUAAGAAUCUGGGCUCCUUCCUGUCUACGGAAAACGCCACAGUGAAGAUGGAGCUGGAGGCGGGGCUAGGUGGCCGGGGCUUGGCAGUGAACUCCCACGUCAUCGCCGCUUCCAUCAAUAAAGAGUCUAGCAGAGUGUUCCUCACUGAGCCAGUGGUCUUCACACUCAAACACCUGCAGUUGGAAAACCACUACAGCCCCAACUGUUCCUUCUGGAACUAUUCUGAGCGCUCCAUGACCGGUCAGUGGUCGUCUCAGGGUUGUCGGCUUCUGGACACCAACAGCACGCACACCACCUGUUCCUGUUCCCACCUUACCAACUUUGCCGUGCUCAUGGCUCACCACGAACCUGAUUACCCCGGGAGGAUGCAUGAGUUGAUCCUGUUUGUGAUCACCUGGGUGGGCAUCGUGAUCAGCCUAGUCUGCCUGGCCAUCUGCAUCUCUACCUUCUGCUUCCUGCGAGGCCUUCAGACCGACAGGAACACGAUCCACAAGAACCUCUGCAUCAACCUCUUCAUCGCAGAGCUCCUCUUCCUCAUCGGCAUCGACAAGACCCAGUACCACAUUGCCUGUCCCAUCUUUGCUGGUCUGCUUCAUUUCUUCUUCCUGGCUGCAUUCUCCUGGAUGUGUUUGGAGGGCAUCCAGCUCUAUCUGAUGCUGGUGGAGGUGUUUGAGAGCGAGUAUUCCCGCAAGAAGUACUACUACCUGUGCGGCUACUGCUUUCCUGCUCUGGUGGUGGGCAUCUCGGCAGCCAUAGACUACCGGAGCUAUGGGACCAAGAAAGCGUGCUGGCUGCGGGUGGAUAACUACUUCAUUUGGAGCUUCAUUGGACCUGUGUCUUUCGUUAUUAUGCUGAAUCUGAUAUUCCUCAUGAUCACUGUGCACAAGAUGACCCGUAACUCCUCAGCACUCAAACCUGACUCCAGUCGACUGGACAACAUCAAGUCGUGGGCUAUUGGGGCCAUCGCACUUCUGUUCUUGCUGGGUCUGACCUGGUCUUUUGGCCUCCUCUUCAUCAACGAGAACACAGUGAUCAUGGCCUACCUCUUCACCACCUUUAACGCCUUCCAGGGCAUGUUCAUCUUCAUCUUCCACUGUGCCCUGCAGAAGAAGGUCCAUAAGGAGUACAGUAAGUGUCUUCGUCAUUCGUACUGCUGCAGCCGGACCUCCACCACCAGCUCCCACGGCUCCCUGAAGAACUCGGCCCUGCGUGCCAACAACCGCUACUACACCGGGAGCCAGGCCCGGCACGCUGCCGCUCACAGACAGAGCCGGAUCCGCAGGAUGUGGAAUGACACGGUUCGAAAGCAGACAGAAUCUUCCUUUAUGGCUGGAGACAUCAACAGCACUCCUUCACUCAACCGCGCCACCAUGGGAAACCACCUGCUGACUAACCCAGUGUUGCAAACCCGCGCCGGCACGUCUCCCUACAACACCUUACUGGCUGAAAGCUUCACUCCCCCUUCCCCUGGGGUCUUCAACUCCACUGGAACCUUCCGUGAUCCAAAGAGUACUCUAUCGAAAGGCCGUGACCCGUGUGGCAUGGAGACCCUGCCUCUCAACGGAAACUUCAACAACAGCUACUCCCUCCGCAGUGUGGCGGCACCCGGGGGCGGCAGCGGGGGCAGCUGCGACUUCCUUGGCGGGGGCAUGGGGGGUGCAGACAGCCCACCUCCCCUCCUCAACCCGCGCGGCUCGGAGACCCUGGGGGGCGGCGGCAUACGACGCAACCUGUCCGACGCCGCGGCCUUCGAGAAGAUGAUCAUCUCUGAGCUGGUGCACAACAACCUGCGCGGGGGAGGGGCCGGGCCCGGGGACCGGGUCUGUGGCAGUCUGGCCCGGGGACGCCCCCACGGCGGGGUGGGCCGAGGCGGCGGAGGGGCCGGGCCAGAGCCCAGCAUCAACCUGGACGACGACUUCCUGUCCAGGGAAGGCGGGAGCCAGCGGACGCCGCAGGACGUGGAGCUGCUCUACAAGGCCCUGGAGGAGCCCCUGCUGCUACAAAGAGCCCAGUCUGUCCUGUACCAGUCCGACGCGGAGGAAUCGGAGAGCUACACGGCCGACCUCACGGAGAGCCUGGGCCACAGCGGCCACAGUGGGCAGAGCGCCGGAGGCCAGGGGGCGGGGGGGCAGGGGACCGACUCGCCCGCGCGGGACUCCCUGUACACCAGCAUCACCAACCUGCGAGACUCGCCUUACCCAGACAGCAGCCCGGAGCCUCUGGAGGUGGUGCCCCGCUCAGCCCAGCCCCCCGAGGAGCUCUACUACAGCUCCGGGAGGCCAGCCUUGGGUUCCCGAGGAGCGCCCAUGCAGACCUUCUACCAGGCCCCGCCCCCGAGGAGGCCCAGCAAAGAGGGGGACGGGCAUCCCGGCCAGGAGCCUGCCCACAGCGAGGGAGACGGACAGAUGCAGCUGGUCACCAGCCUGUGACUGGAACACGGAGGAUGCAGAUGGGGACCAAGAUGAGGAGGAUUAAGGCUGGCUGGAAGAACCUGCCUCUCUUUCUCUCUCUCUCUCUCUCUCUCUCGCUCCUCUCCACUUCCUGCUCGAUUGGUUGCCUUUUUUUCCUGUUUAUUUUUCUGAAAGAUGAGCAAAGUAAUUUCCAUUUCAGGAGAGUUUUAGUGGUCUCCGCGACAGCAGUUAUACUAGAGACCCUCCCAUGUCGGGUUUAGAUGAAUGAUGGCUGAGUUGUUCUCCAGAACAUUCACCUGCAAUCUUCUCUAUCUUCUAGAUCCCUUAUAUAAUUUGGCACACAGCAGACAGAUGCCAUGUCCAGCACUCUGAAUGUACCUAUCCAAACAAUCCCUUAAACUUACUCCUAAAGAGUUACAGAUUUUCUCAACUUUAUUGAAAGUUAUUUUUAUUUACAAAUGUCUACAUUCCUUUAGAGAAACUGUCAGGAUUUUUCUAGUUUCCUUCACUCUUUCCCAUUUUAAUGUUCGUAUUCUUUUAGGUUUUUUUUGUUCAUUCAUCAUUUGAUCAGCUUAGUUAGCUACGGAGACAGGGGAUAUAGCAGGCCAUUAUACCAUAAAAAAUAUCUCUGAAAGCUACUUCAGUGUUGCCAAAAAUACCUUUUCCAAGCCAGAACAGAAACUGGAACAUUCACACACACACACAAACACACACACAGACAGACAUACACACCCACUCUCAUUUACUCACUCACAGAAGUGCUUGUUUCUGAACAUCAGACGUUGAAAACAACACCCCCUCCAUCUGAGUAAAAAGGAGCCAGAACAACUGUUCCGACAAGGCAGUGGGAGCAGCCUCAGAGUAGUUGCCUUUAUUUUAUCUCGCUGUGAACUGACUCUUAUGUACAGAAACAGAGGAGCGACUGAGAGUAUCAGAACCUCCAGGGAAAGACGCCACGGGACAUGAUGUGUGUCUGUGGGUCAAGGGUCAAGAAGCGGAGCUUCACUUGUGGAAAGGACUUCAGGAAAGGACUUUUUUUAUUUGGGCUUUUUUGUUAUUUUCUUCAGACAUUUGAAAAGUAAAAGAAUGCCUAACUAGCUUUGGAGGAAAAUAUUAUCUAGGGGACAUUCUGUUGUAACAGCUGGGGGGUUUAAUAAGGGACAUAUUGUGCACCCUUUAAGAAUGGAUGCCCCCCUGAAUGGACGUGCACACCUCACCUGUGUAUGGUUGGGACUAAAGGGACUCCAAAUGUUGCAACCACUUCAGCCGUUACUCAAGUCUAACCCUGUAAAUAUGAACCACACAAACAAAGUACUUAACUUUACUCCUACUGUGUAAAUAGAAACAACAGAUGAACAAAAGCAACAAAAAAGUAACAAAUAUUAGGAAUAACAGACUUCUUGUACUGCAACAAAACAACAAAAGAAAAAAAUAAAAUGUUUUGGAGUUUGUGACCUGAAUGAUACACUGUCUCUCCCUGUCCUUCUUCCUCUGCCUCUCUUUGCCCUAACUAAUGCUGUGCCAUUCAGUGAAAAAACCUUCAACACAAAAACAGAGAGAGAAAGAGAAAGAACAUGAUGGGUGGUAGAUUUUGAAUACAAAAAAAAAAGGAAGAAAAAAAAAAGUCCUGGCACAAUUUUACAGUAUGUAAUAUAAUCCAUUACAUGUUGUUAAUGUUUGACCUGUGACAUUCCCAGACAGAGAGUGCUUAGCGUGGGCAGUGGGGAGGGGGAAUACAUGUCAUUACAUGUCAUACUGUGCCUCAUCACGUGCACUGGAAUGCAUUGUGGUUUAAGGACAGCAGCCAUAAUGUAUUGUUUGAAGGAUUUUAUCCUAGAUAUAACUAGAUGACAUCUGUUUAAUAUGAUGGGUUUUAACAAGUCAGAUAGACAUUUGUUUUCUAUCAAAUCCUCUGGCAUUUUGCUGUUUCUAAAAGAUUGUUUCAGCAUUAUCCCAGAGCCUCAUGUGACAACUCAUUCCCUGUGUGUGUGUGUGUGUGUGUGUGUCUGUUUGUGUGUGUAUUUGUGCAUGAAAAGACUGUGUGUGUGUGUGUGUGUGUGUGUCUGUGUCUGUGUCUGUGUGUGUGUGUGUGUUCAAAUGGGUAUGUGGUAUGUUCAAGUGUAUGUACCAUAUCCGUGUGAAUUUUGUAAGUUCCAAAAAAAAAAUAUUUUUGUUGUGUGAAUUGAAUGCACAUUGGAUGAAGGGAUAGUUAUUCUCUCAUCUGUGAGAAAGCAUAUUAUUUUAGCUUCCAGGUCAACAACUAAGAUAACCAGCUGAUUCUGGCUGUUUCUAUGAGGAUUCAGUUACCAAUGUGUAGACUUCAAGCUGUCUCGUAGGAGCUUGAGCAAGGAACAAAGACACGUGCGCUGUCCACAGUGGUACCCUAUUACCCAUGUAGUGCGCUACUUGUGACCCGGGCCUCCCCAUUUAGUAUGGAAAUGUUGUACACUACAUAGGGAAUAAGGUGGCAUUUUAGACCCUGAGAGUGGUGUCAGAAUGACAUGCAGGGUUGAGUGAUGGUACCAAUCAUGUAGUCAGAAUGUGGCGUUCCUGUGUGCAAGGGAUUCCAGAAAGAAACCAUCCGUCAAACCAGAGACAUAUUCAUGAGGUUCCUUCCCCCUCAAGACUGUCCCAACCUUAAAAAGCAUGAGUUUUGCCUUCACACUUUAUUUAUGUCUUUUUCUAAUGCUUUAUUUAUCUAUAUUUAUUUAUCUGUUUGUAAUAUUUAUUUCUAUGUUCAUUUAUUCAUGCUUUAUUUUUUAUUUUUCAAAAUCUCUGUAUAUAGCUGAGCUGUGCGAAGGGAAUGCAGAAGGAAGUACAUUCAAAUGUACUGUAUGUUAAGGCAAGUAAAUGGAUUCUCCAGCGUCCACAUCAAGGUGACAUUUGACUAAGGCCUGGGAGUCCCACUUCAUCCUAAAGACUUAUAAAGGGCACACUGAGAAUUGUUGUGGCUCUUGGGGGUGGGGGAUAGAAGGAGGAAUACAUCAGCUUUCAUCACCAUUCCUCUUGGAGGGAGAAUCUUCAAGUUCCAACUCCAAUAUCAGGCCAAUGCGGCCUAGCCAUUCUGAAGGGGGCAUGUGUGCAAUACUGUGCUGGUGUACCUGAUUGGGUUAAACAUGGGGAAAGGCCUGCUUGGACUGGGCUGCUGUGGGUCUACACUAUCUGGGUUUAUACAUAAUGAUCCCAUCAUAUGCACAUUUUAUUUAGCUCGUUAUUAGAUUAGAUAUGAAUUAAACAUUGGCCUUGCGGCUCAUACUUAAUUACACAGGCGCAUUGACCAGUGGACAACAAUGGACAGUUGAAUGUAUUUUGAUUAGAAGGAUUAAAGAAAAGUGAAUAAAUGCCCUAUGCUGAUUGCCAUCAUCCAUCAUCGUCAUCACCACUUAAAACUUCUCGCCAGGAGGGGAAGAACCUGCAUUACCAUCUUCUGUGUGUUGCUAUUCCAAUUCUAUGCCGUCCUAGCUCUCUCACCUCCCCACCCUUCUCGGUCUUCCCUCUCUCACAUCCAACCUCCCCCCCAUCGUAUUUCACCAUAUCAUCCCAUUUGACUUAAUGGGCUCUCUUUUAGCCCAGCCUUCAUCCCCAAAUUUUGUAUUGAGUUAAUUUGUUUGUCAAAAGCUGUGUUUACACCAGAUUGAUAUCUCAAUAAACAGUGGAGUCGUACUGUAUUGUAGUAAUUACAGUGAUUAUACAACAGAAAGAGGUGUAGGACCAAGAGGCCUGCUCCAUGGGAAUUUAACCCCCAUCUAAAUCCCCCUGAAUUCUCUGAUUAGGAUAAUAAUACCGGCUAAUCAUUUACCGGUGAGCCAACAGUGAACCCUCCAUUUUCCAACACACUAUCUCUCUCACUUCUGGCUCACCGCUCCUGGCACAUUCACCCGGCCCCUAGCUGCCUCCGUGUGUAGGUGGAUGGGAUGAUGUUACAAAGCUAGAGGUAGAGGCAGUUGGCUGCAGCUCCAACCCUGCAAGAACAGUCCUGACCUUGUGAUGCCGUUAGACAGCAGAUGACCCUGGGAUGUGAAGGUAGCCCUGCCCUGCCACUGACCCUUUCAGAUGAACUGUUUCUUGCCCAGAUUUGUGUGGCCUCUAUCUUGUGACCUCUGCGUUAGUUCAGAAGCAUGGCAGUUUUUCCUCUGAAGCAGAGCGGAGGACAGGAGUAGCACUGGGCCAUGCCGUCCUCAGGGAGAUGCCACGGAGGGAGCCACGUCAGGGAAACGGCCGGCAACGGACAAAGUGUGUUUGGGAGGGAUGGGGGGGGGGGGGUGUCUGUGUGUGUGCAUGUGUGCACGUUCUUGCGAGGCUGUAUAGGAAGCAGAGAUAAGGAUAUGAUUUGUUGCUGUAGAGGCCUCCAGAGUCAGGAGGUUAUCAGAGAACUGUUUCAAUUGAUCAACUAAGCAGGCCCACAAGAUCAACUCCACUCUACUCACAAACCCAUUCCAAGAGCAGCACAGGAACCUGUGUGUAGAGAAAUGAGGUCCAUACUCCUAUCCCUGUUUAUACAUAAUUUAGAUAUAAUAUGAAUCAACUGCCACAUCUGCUGGACAAGGCAGAUUUUUUUAGAAUGCAAAGGAAUGGGACUUGGCAUUCCUAUUAAGAUUUUUAAAUCCAAAUAUAAACAAUAAAAACGUAGUACUAUUUUGUUAUUGGUCUCUUGUUAAGUGUUCACAUGACUACAGCACAUAUAUCAUAGUUUUAAGAAUGUUUAGGCAUAAUAUGACAAAUGCAGUGACAAGGAUUGCACUGUUUCCUUUUUUAUGUUAGUAACUACCAUGGAGCUGAGCCAAGCUUCAAAGUCGGCCAUUUUUGAUACAGAGAGGGUAGGCUUGGGAAAUUCUACAUACAGAAUCUCUGGUGCAAAAGAAAAAAGACAACACACCCAAUACAGGGAUACUAACACAAGUACAUGUCCGGCCAGGUUAGGUAGCUUAAUCUACUAUGUGCUGUGAAGUGGAAUUAGAGAUCCUAUAAGAUCAUAAUAUACAGAUUACAUGUUUGAAGUCCAUUCACGUAACAAUAGAAGGUAGGAGCAGGCUGAUGUUGACCUAAUCAUUUAUGUAGGCAUGCUUUUAUAUUUCUACAUUGCCCAGCACUCAGGGCCCCUCAAACUGUUUGACUCUGAACUGAUCUGUGUCUGCAACUCUGCAUGUGUACAUGACUAACUGUUUAGGGAGCGGCUUCGUACAACAACCACGGCCCCCAGGAAACACGGCACACUAUGCAAUAUAGGUGCUGCUGUAUUGCCGGGGCUUCUGCUGUUUGAGAGCCACAGCUAUAAGUGUACAUGGAAAGCCUCUGGGAAAUGCAUGAGGUGUUCUGGUGUCUAUAGGGGCAGGCUAUUAGUAGUAGGUCACUAUUGUCAUUGGUCUCACCCAGUCAGACAGUAUUGGACAUCAGAAGUGACCUGCCAGAUACCCUGAGAAGGCAGACCAGGGGUGGGGACGAUGUGAAUGAGGACUGGUGUAACUGUUACUGAAGACAGUGGCCGUACAGAUCGACGAGCACAGUUCGGCAGGCGGGAUCCAUUCACGGUCAGUAGGAACAGUGAGGAGUACGAAACUUGUGCCAAUGGGGUGAUGAUAAUGUGUAGAACACACCAUUUUACAGUACUUCUCUGAGUUCUCUACAAUGGGUUGUUCUCGAUUCAUUUGUUCUGUAAUGCUGAAUCCUUUUUGAAGAGCGGUGGAUGUAAAGCCUUGAUUCAGUUGUUUUAUUUCUUUCAUUUAUUUCUUUUUUUCAGUUUGGGAAUGAUGCGUGAUUCUUUUCUCAUGGUCAGUGCUUUGACAGCUGUCUGUCUGGGCCGAAGGGGAUGGUGGUUUUCUGUCAUCGCAGGUCAGCUCGACCAUGUAUCAGCACAUAUUAAUAAAAAAUAAUUCAAAAUCGA